UUUUGCAACCUCUCCCGAUGCCUGUUAACGCCCUUGUCAAAUUUCCAAAUUUCAAAUUUGUACAUAAUUUGUAUAUAGUCGAAUAGUUAAUAUUUUAGUGUUGUGCAAAUGUGAUGGCUAAUACGGACGCCAAAUCCUUGGCCGAGGCGGUUCUCAUCAAUCUCUCGAAGCAGAGGUCGAAAGGCGAAUUCUGCGACGUCCAGUUGACGAACGGGCCGUCGAAACUUUGGGCCCAUUCCUGCGUCCUGGCGACUGUCAGCCCGUUCAUAACGAGAUAUUUUCUUAAACAUUUUGGCCGUCUUGUCGAAUGGUCUGUUAACAAGCCGAUACAAUUGAAUAUAUCGACCCUGACCAAGUGCAAAGGCGAGAGCAGGAACAACUGCAUGGAAUGCGUCGAGGAUACGGUCGAUUUCAUCUACACCGGGAAGAUCAAGCUGAAGGAAAAGCACUUGGACCAUGUCCUGAACCUCUCGAACAACUUAGAGCUCGACGAUUUGCUCCUGAUAUGCCAGAGGUAUAAAAACGACAAAGGUGUUGAUUUUUUUAAAACCGACGACGGUUCAAACGUAGAAGCUCAGAUUUCUGAGAAAGCUCCCACACCACUUAAAGAACCUCAUGAAGUGCUAAACACGAACGAAAGCAAGGAAUAUUCUUGCGACACAUGCGGUUUUAAGUCAAAAGACGAUGAACAGUUUCUCCUACAUGACUUUAUAUUUCACAGAUUUGACUAUACAUGUUUGUCAUGCAGUUUUGAAGAGAGUUCCAUUGCGAAGAUAGUUGAGCAUCUUCAAGACCAGUCUCAUGACAACACAGUAUGCUCCAUUUGUCUUUUCAACGCUUGUGAUGUUACUAAGUUAAAACAACAUUUCAAAGAGCAUGCGGAUCCGGAACCGUUUAAAUGUCAGCAUUGUUCAUUGAGAUUUAAAGAUAGAUCUCAAUGGUUGAGACAUUUCUCCUCCGGCUGCCAGUCCAAUUCUGAUCUAAGUGUUUCACUACACAGAAAUCUUGAUUCUUGCCUGAUUUGUAAAGUCAAGUUUGAAAAUGAAUCAAUAACUAAGAAACACAUGAAGGUUUUUCAUAAAAACAAAUACACUUGUCUCUCUUGUGAAUACAGCACUUUCAAGAUUUCAAAAAUUAUAAACCAUUUAAAAGUGACUGACCAUACAGAGCUUUAUUGCUCAUUGUGUUUACAAGAGACAAAAUCUAAAAUAGAGCUUCAAAAUCAUUUAGAAGAACAUUUACAAAAGUUGCCAUUUAAUUGUAAACGGUGUAGUGUUUCGUAUCCGAAUAGAAGACAAUGGUGGAGGCACAUGUCCUGUCAUUACGACGAGAAGCCAUUCGGCUGUAUUUACUGUCAGCUCAAGUUCAAAAACAAUGUACUUCUCAACACACACGUUCUUCGUAUGCACAAAAAGAAAAAGUACAUUUGCUCCGUCUGUGGUUUGGCCGAGCCAUUUCCAUCACUGCUUGAGAAACACAUGAAAUCGCACCGAAUUCAAAAACAGGAGUUUGUCUGUACAUUUCCAAAGUGUAAUUUUAGAACGAAUUAUAAAGUAUAUUUCGCCAAACACAGAAAAGAGCAUGUGGUACGGCACAAUGAAAACAAAAGCUCGUCUUUUCAGUGUUCUAUUUGUAAGAUUUUUUUUUCACUUGAAAAAAAUUUAAACCGUCAUAUGAGAUUUAUGCAUAACUCCAAAGCUCAUCAGUUUAAAUGCCCGCAGUGCAAUUAUCUGACGGUAAGAUUAGACAAAAUCAAAGAUCACUGUGUUAAAGUGCACUGUAUGGGUGAAAGGGAAUCAAAUGAAAUUAUAAAACUUUUAAAACUUAGUGUAUCUGAUAAAUCAAAAAUUAAAAGGUCAGAGGGACAACAGGAAGAUGUCGAUUUGCAUCUUCAUCAUAAACGAUCCAAUUCUAAUGACAAACCGACCCAAAUUCUCGUACCACCAUUACAAGAAUCACAAUCUUUAAUGAACAGUAAUAAUAAAAAUGUGCCAAGUUUAAAUGGACAAGAAUCAUCUUUCCAUAAUAUUGUACAACUGCAGAUUGAAGAAAAUGGUCGGUUGAUUGUUCAAGGAAUGAAUUCUGAAAAAGUUUCUCAAAACACUAACGGUGAAUUUCCUCAACUUCAAAUGGAUGACAGUAAUGUUGUAAUACAACAUUUGUCUCAGAGCGAGUCUUCUAAUCGACGACGCCUACAGAUAGGAGACGAUGGAAGCGUCAUCCUUCAAGAAAGUAAUGAAGAGGCCCAGGAGACGUUCGUACAGAUUCAAACUAACGAGAGCAGUAGGAAUUAUUCACAGCUCGAUAUUGAAGAAAUUAAAGAAAACGUAAUCAAAGAACUAUCUAACAGUAAUCGAGAAGAUAACGUUGGUGCUUUUAUGUCGUUUAACAUCCCAGGAGUUGCAAAUUCCCAAAAUAAGGAAAUCCCGACUCAAUCCAAUAAUUUCACACAACUUCAAAUAGAAGAAAUAAAUGGAAAUACUGUAAUACAAGAGAUAAUCGAUAAAGAGAAUACACCAGGUUUAAACCAUGAAAACGGUUCAUACACUCCAAUUCAAAUCAAUACAGAUAUUGGAAAAUCUAUGCUGCAGGGUAUCAAAAAAGGAUUGCCCGAUACACAGGCUAGCUCUUCGCCAAGAGACUUUGUAAACGAAUCGGUUAAAAAGACUCUUUUCCUGAAUAAAAAUACAGGUGAAAUAAACAUACUCAGUUCAACUAAGGGAAAACCUAUUCCAAUAGCAAAUGUAACAGCUACGAAUUUAUUGACUAUUGGCAAUUUCAGAGAGGGAACAGGGAGCGUAACACUCAAUGAAACAACAGGCGUUUUAACUUUCAACAAUAUAAACAGCGGUUCGACAGGUGCUGUGUUCUUGAAUGAAUCUACCGGCGAGCUUUCAUACAUUGAUCUCAAUGGGGAGAAUCCCGAAGAAAUCUACUCGCAGAAGGUCGAGUUGAAUGAAAUGGAACAGACUCAGUUGGACGAGGUGACAGGGGAAAUCGUUAAGAUUGACAAUGGCAAGACCGUCGAGAAAAAAGAGGACAACAAUAUCGAUGAAAUUUUUGAUUUUGACAUGGAAAAUUUCAACGAAGAUUCUUUCGAUGGGUUUGACGAUUUCGAUGAACUUCUAUUCGACAACGUCAACACAGAAAACCAGCCUGAACACCAAGAAGAGAAUAACGUCCAAAAGCGAGUACAUUUUAUGAUGCCAGGAAAUCAGACUCCGAGGCUCGAUGAAAUGACCGGCGAGUUCACAUUUGAUGAAACGAGCUGUUCGACCGCAGACAUUUGGAAUGAGCUUAAACCGUUCAGGGAUGUGGAUGAGGUAGAGGAUGAUUCACUUUUAGAAAAUGUCAACAGUGGAUCUUAUAAUUUCCUUUUGAAUGAAAUAACGGGCGAAUUUUAUAAAUAGUUAUUUUACUGCUAAAUAUUUAAUAUUCCAGUUUUAUUUUUUAUAGUUUAAAGACUGUUAACAUAAUUUAUAACAACUUUUAUUCCUGUUAACGCAAGUUAACAUUUUUAUCUAGUCAAUUUAACUUAUU
Molecule: messenger RNA, 3540 nt
Organism: Cimex lectularius (bed bug)
Lineage: Eukaryota; Metazoa; Arthropoda; Insecta; Hemiptera; Cimicidae
Product: RE1-silencing transcription factor A-like
Exons: 1
Coding region: 114-3410 (1098 amino acids)
Molecular function (GO): protein binding
Source: RefSeq, a predicted model, not a curated record